Molecule: messenger RNA, 3815 nt
Organism: Chara braunii
Lineage: Eukaryota; Viridiplantae; Streptophyta; Charophyceae; Charales; Characeae
Source: the annotation of a GenBank genome assembly
GAAGGUGGCCAGCAUUCGUGAUUGGCCACGUCCUCAGUCUGUGACUGAGAUGAGAUCUUUCUWAGGAAUGACAGGCUACUAUAGGACUUUCGUUAAGAACUAUAGCAUUGUGGCCGCUCCUUUGACUGAUCUGACCCGCCUUGACACCCUUUGGGAGUGGACAGAUGAGUGCGAGGCUGCUUUCAGACAUCUGAAGCAUGCAUUGACGCACUAUGAAGUCUUGAAGCUACCCGAUCCUGAUAAGCCAUUUAUAGUAGCCACGGAUGCUAGCCAAUAUGGCAUUGGCGUCGUGCUUGCGCAGCAGGAGGGACCAAAGUUGAGGCCAGUAGAGUACAUGUCCAAGAAAAUGCCGUCUCAGAAGUUGGCUAAGUCCACCUAUGAGAAGGAACUCUAUGCCGUUUACAAGGCUCUGACCCAUUGGAGACACUACCUCCUUGGGYGGUUCUUCAUCCUCCGGACUGAUCAUCAGACCCUGAGAUGGAUGAGAACACAGCCAGUACUUUCUGACGCUCUCAAGCGUUGGAUCGAAGUCAUUGAGCAAUAUGACUUUGACCCUCAGUAUCUCAAAGGGGAGUACAACAAGGUUGCUGAUGCCUUGUCGCGCAGACCGGACUUCUCAGGUGCGCUGAUUACUGAGUUCGGUCUGACGGACGAUGUUACUCAGUCUUUGGCGGAAGCCUAUCGUCAGGACCAGUUUAUGUCUGAGAUCAUACGCAGACUUGAGGCGAAGGAUAAAAAGACCUCCGCCGAGUUUGAGUUGGUCAAUGGAUUGCUGUUCCUAGAGAAGGCAGGGGAUAAACGCUUGUGCGUUCCAAAUAGCGAGUCUUUGCGUAGUUUGUUUUUAGGCGAGUGUCAUGAUGCCACCGGCCAUUUUGGGUACAUGAAGACCGCAGCCAACUUGCUGCAGCGGUUCUGGAGGCCAACGAUGAUGAAAGAUGCACAGUUGUACGUGGAAACUUGUCAAGUCCUGGUGUCGAAGGCUCCAUCUAUUGGUGGGGAGCAGCACCCUCUGGAAAUUGGGUUCAGCAUCGCUUCAGCCGUCUAUGGUUGCCAUGGUGCAGAAGCUGUGGAUGCCGAAGCCAUGGUGUCAGCUUCAGCAUUGGAGAAGAAGACCAGGAAUGAGAAUGGCUAUGGCGGUGGGGUAAAAGGGCAGUUGGCUCUGAUAUUUCUGGUAGUGCUGCCAUGGAUGCUCCUGGCAGGACUUGCAAUCUCCAGCACUACUCGUCCUUCGCAUUUUAUCAACGAUUUGACUACCAGGCUCAUCCAUUGGCAAGUGGCUGUCGAUGGCGGGAAAGCCAUCGUCUUUGAUGAUGAUGUACAGGAGGUAAACUUGAAGGAGAAGAGCAGUGGCGAAGCGGAGGGGGGAAGGGAGAAGGAGAGGCACAUGAGUGGUUAUCAUUCUCGACUCACAGGGAGACACUGCUUUUCCCAGUUCUGCGAUUCCGGCCAUGGUGGGGGGGGUGACAUCUUGCCAAACCCUAGGCCACUGAUUGGGAUUUUAUCCCAGCCAGGACUUGGGCUCCAUGACAAGGAGCCUCAAGGACCAGACGAUGUUUCUUAUAUUGCUGCCUCUUACGUGAAGUUUGUUGAAGCAGGCGGUGCACGAGCUGUUCCCGUAAUCUACAAUGCCCCGCAGGAGGAACUUCGCAGAGUUUUCAACUCCAUCAACGGUCUUCUCUACCCCGGCGGAGACUCGGACCUCAGCAAUAGUACGUUCUCUAAGGUCGGAGAAUGGCUAUUCAACUUGGCUAUAGAGGCCAAUGACAGGGGAGAUUUCUUCCCCAUACAUGGAACUUGCCAAGGAUUUGAGCAGCUGGCGGUGAUCGUUGGCCAGCAGGGGGUCGAUGGCAUCUUGGAGAGUUUCCGUCAUAAGAAUGUGGGUGCAACACUAAUAUUCACGGACCGUUCGGCGAAACGAGAAAGUUUGUUCCGGUGGAUGCCUCCAUGCUUGACGGACAGCAUGGCCUCAAAGCCCCUGGUGUUGAUGAGUCACUCAUUUGGUGUGUCGCCUCGACAUUUCCACAAGAAGAGUAAUUCCAGUUUGGCCAAGUUCUUUAGGAUGCUUACCACAACAGUUGAUUCUGAGGGAAAGCCGUACGCGUCCACAAUAGAGGCACACAACUACCCGGUGACGGCAGUGCAAUGGCAUCCAGAGAAGAAUGCAUUCGAAUGGGGAACACCGGGUGUGCCCCGCGGUGCGGACGCCAUAGCCGUCACACAUGCAGCGGCGAGCUUGUUUGUUGAUCGCGCUCGGAGAUCAGGCCAUCGACCUUCCUCCUUCGAGGAAGAGCAGGGACUUCUCAUCUACAACGAUCAACCUGUUUUCUCGGGAAAGAACAAUCGGUCUAUCUAUGAGCAGGGGUUGGGAGUUAAUCACAGUGAAGAAGGAUGGUUAUCACGAGAUGGCUAUUAUUCAUGUGAGGAGGGGGGGGGGGGAGGAGAGGCAGGGUUGGUACCGGAUCCUUAUCAAGGGCUGAUAAAUGGUAAGAUUGAACAAGGGGGGGGAAACGGGGAGACGCGAUGGGGGUCGGGCGAAGAAGUGGGGAGGCACGAUGUUGUGUCAAUGCAGAUCGAGACUACGCACGACAGUCCCACUGCGUUGCAGGGUUCGGGGGGUGGGGAAAUGGAGGUGGUAGCGGGGUGGAAAGGACCAGGGGAGGAGGUUCAGAUGCAGGAAGGGGGGCUGCAGGAGGACCGGAUGGUGGAAGUGGACCCCUUCCAACCUGCUUUUGACCCGGAACCAAUGGAAGUUGACCCGCUCCCGGCAAAUGCCCGUGCAGUGCCAGAAGGGUUAUCAUGUGAGGAGGGAGAGGAGGAGGGGAUCCCGCCGCAGCAUUUACCGGUAGAGCAGAAACUAGUUGAUAUUGCGGACUGGCUAAUGACUAACCUCAAAGCGAAAUACGGCCCUCUCACAGACGACUUCUGGGACAGUACGUAUUUGGAACUGUUUCCCAUGUUGGACACGAGCGCUGCGCUUAAAGGCGUCCUGGAAAAUGGGCUGCAAUCUGGUAUUAAGUGGACGGAGGCGUGGCACAGAGUGGCCUCCAUCGUAUUAGCAAGGUUUCAGCCGCCCCCUGCAUCACACCCAGCAGCAGCGGAAGAGAUAAAGGUAAGCAAUCAGACCGAGGAGUCGAUCCUUCGAUCAACAGUCUUGCCACCGGGCCCGGCCCCCUUGGACUUAGACGAGGAUGCACCGCUGGACCUCGUGAGAAGAAGGAAAUUAAGGCAUUUGAUAGAGAUGGGCCAAGACACGGGGCCACUGUCACAAGAGGCGACGCUGCUACUCCCAGUUCGGAAGAAGAACACAAAAUGGGAGGUUGGCCUGACACCGGUUGAUCAUGGCAAAAUGAAAGGAGUUACACUGCAAGGGUGGUCCUCCUUCUUGGCGGGACACUGCAGAUCUGAGGCAGCAGCUGGCAUCUUACAAAUGCAGCUGGAAACGCACAUUGCAGAGUUUAUGCCCCCCGGAGCACAGGCCACUGCCCCCCUGGUAAUAGAACCUAAUAGAGCCUCUCAAAGAGACACCCUCAUCCGUUACGACCCGGACAAGGAUGCAGGCUUGAGAUGGUUUACCCCCCCACAACUGCUUGACAUGCAAACAGUUAAGACCAAGGCCAGCGAGGUAUGGACAAAACAGGAUGUUCUAAAGCUCUUGUGUCCCCUCCUCAGGCUGGGUCUCCGAGCAGGGGCCGCGGACUGGGAUUGGGAUCAGCUGUCGUGGACUAAACUGUGAGCAUCUGAUAGCCACAACCAAUGGACCCGGUCAAAGCGGUAUACGGUAAGGAUCACGUCUGGAAUCAAUGCCGUAGGGCAGC